Molecule: messenger RNA, 2850 nt
Organism: Iphiclides podalirius (scarce swallowtail)
Lineage: Eukaryota; Metazoa; Arthropoda; Insecta; Lepidoptera; Papilionidae
Source: the annotation of a GenBank genome assembly
AUGUCGAAUUGGUAUUGGCGAGUAAUUGCCUUGAAGGCUGCCUUUGCGCUUACUUGUUUAGUUUCUUAUCUUCGUGCUGAUGUUACGAUACAGAAGCUACCGUUUUGUAAUCCGCACAACACAAAUAGUGCAACCAAUGAUCUUGUAAUAGUCAGCACACUUGAUGGCAAGCUUACUGCAUUCUCUACAGAAAAUGGAAUCAAGGUUUGGGAUGUUGAGACCCAACCUUUACUAUCUUCGAAUCUUCACCAUGUUGAGUUGACUUCUGGUGGAAAAUGGGUCCGGCUAGUUCCCUCCCUACGAGGCACCCUGUACAGUUUGAGUGGUGAUAGUAUAGAGCCUCUGCCAUUUGAUGCGGAGCAACUCCUGUCAUCAUCUUUUAAAUAUUCGGAUGAUUUAGUUAUUGCUGGUGCUAAGGAAACGUCAUGGCUGGGCAUAGACGCGCAUUCUGGGGCCGUGAUAUACGAGUGCGGAACCGGUGGCUGCAGCAGCGAGGAGCAGACCGCUGGUGCUGGUCGCGACAUGCUCGUGCUGCGACGACAUUCCAACACCGUGAGGGCUCUGGAACCGCGUUCUGGUGGCGAGAAGUGGAACUUCAGCGUGGCAGAGCACCAGUUGGCGGUGAGCCUGCGGGAAUGCGUGGGCCCCAGCCCUCCGCCCGUUGCGGUGUCCGUGGCGGUUGACAUGCCCGAGGGGGUCGUCGCGGUCCGUGCGACGGAUUCGAACGUACCCCUGUGGCAGCAAAAACUCGAGGCUCCCGUUGCGGGAAUGUGGCGUCUGCAAGGGGGGGCGUUGCAACAUGUGGACGUUCUGUGGCAGGCUGCACAUGCCCUCGCCAACGGUGAACCAGCACCACCAUCGCUGUACCUGGGAGUCCAUGAUCGCCAGCUGUACAUCCAGGAGAGCUUGGUGGAAGCUCAGAAGUCGGAGAGGUCAGUGGCAGUGAGGCCCGUGCCGUGGAAGGUGAAGCAGUCGCGCCCCCUUGUGGGCGGGGGUGGCACCGCCCUCUCCCUGCCCCAGCCAGACACGGACACCCUCUCGCUUGUCACCCUAUACGGCAAUCCUGACUCGGGCAACCACGGCUUCUUCCUCUACCUGCAAGAGACGUGCGACCAGGCGGUGCAGGUGUCGGACGAGCAGCUCGCCGGCGCGGACUCGCCGCUGCCCAACGGCAGCGACCAGCUCGACCACCACCACGUGCACGUGCACGUCUACUCGCUCUGGUUCUGGUGGAAGGAGGUGUUCCUCAUCACGGUCAGCACCGCCCUGCUGCUGAACCUGCUCAUAUGGCCGAAGCUGUUCGCGCCCAAGAUGCGCCCGCCCACGCCGCCCCUGAACCAGGAGAUCAUAGUGGUGGAGAGGCACUACGAGAGGCCCCCAUCGGCCAAGGAGUACUCGGGCCGCUACGAGAACGACUUCACGCCGCUCCGCUGCCUCGGCCAGGGCGGCUUCGGAGUGGUCUUCGAGGCGAGGAACAACAUCGACCACUGCUCUUACGCCGUGAAGAGGAUCACGUUGCCCAGGAGGGAGUCGAAACGCGAACGGGUGCUGCGCGAGGUGCGCGCCCUCGCCAAGCUGGAGCACGAGAACAUCGUGCGCUAUUUCAACGCGUGGCUCGAGGAGCCGCCGCCCAACUGGCAGGAGCGGCGCGACGCACUCCUCAUGCGCGAGCUAGGCAGCAUGUCGAUGGUGAACAGUGAGGAGUUCAGCUCGCCGACGGCCGGUAGACCUGGCAGCGUCACGCUCGAGCUGCAGAAAGCGCAGGGCUACGGAGACGCAUUGCCCAGCCCGAGAAGGCCCAGGUCGCUCAGUUGCAACGACUCGUUCAGCAUCGUUUUCGACGAGGACGCGCCGAAGCGUGACGUCAGCGGGGACCCGCCCAACGUGCUGUCCAGAGACCUGCAGAGCUGGAGCCGGGAGCUCUCGGGCUCCGUGCCCUCCGCCGUCCAAUCGCCUCCGUCGAAGAGGACGGACGACGACGACUCGUUCAUCGUGUUCGAGAACGGCAGCGGGAAGGGCUCCCACACGGAGCCCCGGCCGGACCUCUCCAAUCGGAUUCUGGACAAGGUGAAGCGCUGCGACGGCUACUCGAACGACAGCAGCGGCCGCAGCAGGAAGAAGAAGGGCCACACGCGCCAUUGGUCGCUGGACCAGUGCGUGCGCGAGGAGUCGAACGGCGGCACCAAGAUGUACCUGUACAUCCAGAUGCAGCUCUGCCAGCGUGACAGCCUGCACGAGUGGCUGCGCCAGAACCGAACCUGGGACACCAGGCGCGAGAACGCGAACACCCUGUUCAGCCAGAUCGUGUCUGCGGUGGAGUACGUGCACCUCGCGGGGCUGAUCCACCGCGACCUGAAGCCGAGCAACAUCUUCUUCGCGCCGGACGGCCGCGUUAAGGUCGGCGACUUCGGGCUGGUCACCGCAAUGGCGGAGGGCGCGAGGGAGCCGCAGCCCGCCGAAUUGGACGUGCACGCGAGACACACUUACCGCGUCGGUACUCAUUUGUAUAUGUCUCCAGAACAGCUAAUUGGAAAGCCAUACAGCUACAAAGUGGACAUCUACUCUCUCGGCUUGGUGCUAUUCGAGUUACUCUAUCCAUUUGGCACUGAGUCAGAGCGCGUGGCAUGUCUCCUACGUCUGCGCAAAGGGUGCUUCCCACAAAUAUUCCAGCAGACAUACCCAGCCGAAACGGAAGUAUUAAAGUUGAUGCUCAGCGAAGAACCUUCUCAACGGCCAACUGCAAGUGGUGUGCGCGCCCGGGCACCCCUAUAUCAAGCAACUGAUGAGAAGUGGCAUUUCACAUUACCCAGUUUAACAGGCAGCAGUGAGGUUCAACAACAUAAUAAUUAU